ACAACGACUGUGGGGACAACAGUGAGGAGGCAGGCUGCAGCCAUUCCUGCUCCAGCGCCCAGUUCAAGUGUAACAGCGGCCGCUGCAUCUCCAACUACUGGACCUGCGACGGGGACAAUGACUGUGGAGACUACAGUGACGAGACCCACGCCAACUGCACCAAUCAGGCCACGCGUCCUCCUGACGGCUGUCACAUGGAUGAGUUCCAGUGUCGUAUGGACGGUCUGUGUAUCCCCAUGCGUUGGCGCUGCGACGGGGACACAGACUGCAUGGACCUGAGCGAUGAGAAGAACUGCGAAGGCGUCACACACACGUGUGACCCCGCCGUCAAGUUUGGUUGCAGGGACUCUGCCCGCUGUAUCAGUAAGGCCUGGGUGUGCGACGGGGACCGUGAUUGUGAGGACAACUCUGAUGAAGACAACUGUGAGGCGUUGGUGUGUAAGCUCUCUCACCAUGUGUGUGCCAAUGACUCCACCAUCUGUCUGCCCGCUGAGAAGCUGUGUGACGGCACUGACGACUGCCCCGACGGCUCUGACGAGAAACUCUGUGACCUGUGCUCGCUGGAUAACGGGGACUGCAGCCAUAACUGUACGGUAGCCCCUGGGGAGGGUGUGGUGUGUUCCUGCCCCCUGGGCAUGGAGCUGGACCCCAACAACAAGACCUGUCAGAUCCAGAGCUUCUGCGCCAAACACCUGAAGUGCAGCCAGCGCUGUGAACAAGACAAGUUCCGUGUCAAGUGUUCCUGCUACGAGGGCUGGGAAUUGGAGCCUGACCAGGAGAACUGCAAGAGCACUGAUCCCUUCAAGCCCUUCAUCAUCUUCUCCAACCGCCAUGAGAUCCGUCGGAUUGACCUGAACAAGGGGGAGUUCAGUGUACUGGUGCCUGGCCUGAGGAACACCAUUGCCCUGGACUUCCACCUGGCAGAGAAUGCACUCUACUGGACCGAUGUGGUAGAGGACAAGAUCUACCGUGGCAAAAUGUCAGAGAACGGAGCUCUGACCAGUUUUGACGUGGUGAUCCAGUAUGGGCUGGCCACUCCAGAGGGUCUUGCGGUGGACUGGAUAGCAGGGAACAUCUACUGGGUGGAGAGUAACCUGGACCAGAUAGAGGUGGCCAAGCUGGACGGAACCAUGAGGACCACUCUGCUGGCUGGGGAGGUGGAGCACCCCCGGGCCAUCGCCCUGGACCCCCGCUAUGGGAUCCUGUUCUGGACUGACUGGGAUGCCAGUAUGCCAAGGAUCGAGGCAGCCUCUAUGAGUGGGGAGGGUAGGAGAACCAUCCAUAAGGAGACCGGCAACGGGGGCUGGCCCAACGGACUCACUGUAGACUACCUAGAACUACGCAUCCUGUGGAUCGAUGCCAGGUCAGAUGCUAUUUACUCAGCCAAAUACGAUGGUUCCGGCCUGAUCGAGGUUCUGAGGGGACACGAAUACCUGUCGCACCCAUUCGCAGUCACUAUGUACGGGGGAGAGGUUUACUGGACGGACUGGAGGACCAACACACUGGCCAAGGCCAAUAAGUGGACCGGCAACAAUGUAACCGUGGUCCAGAGAACCAACACACAACCUUUUGACCUACAAGUCUACCAUCCCUCCAGACAGCCUCAGGCUCCUAACCCAUGUGCAGCUAACGAUGAGAUGCGUCCCUGUUCUCACCUGUGUCUCAUCAACUACAACCAGACCUUCUCAUGUGCCUGCCCUCACCUCAUGAAGCUGGGAGCAGACAAACACACCUGCUAUGAGUCCCGUCAGUUCCUGCUGUAUGCCCGUCAGACAGAGAUCAGGGGAGUGGACAUAGACAACCCCUACUAUAACUACAUCAUCUCCUUCACCGUGCCAGACAUAGACAACGUGACUGUGGUGGACUAUGAUGCGCUGGAGAACCGGAUCUACUGGUCAGACGUCCGAACCCAGACCAUCAAGAGAGCCUUCAUCAACGGCACCGGAGUGGAGACCGUGGUGUCUGCUGACCUGUCCAACGCCCAUGGCCUGGCAGUAGAUUGGGUGUCUAGGAACCUGUUCUGGACCAGUUACGAUGCCAAUAAGAAACAGAUCAAUGUGGCCAGACUGGAUGGAUCCUUUAAGAAUGCUGUUAUCCAGGGUCUGGAUAAACCCCACUGUCUGGUGCUGCACCCUAUACUGGGGCAACUGUACUGGACAGAUGGAGACAACAUCAGCAUGGCCAACACUGACGGCAGCAACCACACUGUCCUCUUCACCAAUCAGAAGGGCCCAGUGGGUCUGUCCAUAGACUUUGACACAGAGCAGCUGUACUGGAUCAGCUCAGGGAACAGUACCAUCAGCCGUUGUAAGCUGGACGGUUCGGGUCUAGAGGUUCUGGAGGGAGUCAAACUGACGAAGGCCACAGCUCUGGCCAUCAUGGGUGAGAAGCUAUGGUGGGCGGACCAGGGGACUGACCAGAUGGGGACCUGUGACAAGAGCGACGGAGGGAACUGGAGGGUCCUGAGAAACAGCACAUCUCCCAUGAUGCACAUGAAGAUCUACAACGAGACUGUGCAGAAAGGCACUAAUCUGUGCAGUAUUAACAAUGGAGACUGUUCCCAGCUGUGCCUGCCCACCUCCCCCACCACACGAGCCUGCAUGUGUACCGCUGGAUACAGCCUCAGGAGUGGACAACAGUCCUGCGAGGGUGUGGGCUCUUUCCUGCUUUACUCUGUUCAUGAGGGCAUCCGUGGCAUCCCCCUGGAUCCCUCGGACAAGUCAGAUGCUUUGGUGCCAAUGUCGGGCACCUCCCUGGCCGUGGGCAUAGACUUCCAUGCAGACAAUGACACUAUCUACUGGGUGGACAUGGGCCUGAGCACCAUCAGCAGAGCUAAGAGAGACCAGACCUGGAGAGAAGACGUGGUCACUAAUGGUAUAGGCAGAGUGGAGGGCAUCACUGUGGACUGGAUCGCUGGGAACAUCUAUUGGACUGACCAGGGCUUCGAUGUGAUUGAGGUGGCCAGACUGAAUGGCUCCUUCCGCUACGUAGUCAUCUCCCAGGGCCUGGACAAGCCCCGUGCCAUCACUGUCCACCCAGAGAAAGGGUAUUUGUUCUGGACCGAGUGGGGUCAGUACCCACGGAUCGAGAGGUCUCGCCUGGACGGGUCUCAGAGAGCUGUUCUGGUCAACGUCAGCAUCAGCUGGCCUAAUGGCAUCUCCAUAGACUACCAGGAGGGUUUUCUGUACUGGUGUGAUGCUCGUACAGACAAUAUAGAGCGUAUCAACCUGGAGACCGGACAGAACAGACAGGUGGUGCUGGCAAACAACAACAUGGACAUGUUCUCUGUCUCCGUGUUUGAAAGCUUCAUCUACUGGAGUGACAG
Oncorhynchus nerka (sockeye salmon) is the source of this 3325-nucleotide messenger RNA. RefSeq names its product low-density lipoprotein receptor-related protein 1-like. The transcript has 20 exons. The record is from RefSeq and is a predicted model, not a curated record. Gene Ontology annotation, molecular function: protein binding. NCBI's taxonomy places the organism in Eukaryota, Metazoa, Chordata, Actinopteri, Salmoniformes, Salmonidae. The annotation marks the transcript as partial.